This is a messenger RNA of Suncus etruscus (white-toothed pygmy shrew), 2034 nucleotides long. RefSeq names its product G2 and S-phase expressed 1 (gene GTSE1). The record is from RefSeq and is a predicted model, not a curated record. Bases 1 to 2034 code for a protein of 677 amino acids. Gene Ontology annotation, cellular component: cytoplasmic microtubule; microtubule cytoskeleton. The transcript is spliced from 13 exons. Gene Ontology annotation, molecular function: microtubule binding. Lineage: Eukaryota; Metazoa; Chordata; Mammalia; Eulipotyphla; Soricidae.
AUGGACGCCCCCCGCGAGGACGAUGUUCUUCUCCUGGAGGAUGAGAAGUUUGACUUCGAUCUCUCGCUCUCGUCCUCAAGCACCAAUGAGGACGAUGAGGUCUUUGAGCCCGUGGAGCACAAAGAAAGAUGCAUCGAGGCCAGCUUGGAGCCAGGGCCAGUGACCCCCGAGAAACCUGCCCCGCUGGAUCCCAGCAGCUGGCCCUGGACGCCCCUGACGGGGGACGCAUUCGUGGAGGUGUAUAAAGAGGCCCACCUGCUGGCUCUGCAGAUAGAGGGCGCACGCAAGGACCCUACACUGGCCCUACAGACAGACGUCCUUGCCAUGCCUACCCAGCCCCAGAUCCAGGCCCGGGAGCACUUCCUGCGGGAACCCAAGCGCAAAACUAGCUUGUUUGAGAAAGAAAAGGAAGCAGAGAGAAGCCCUCAGUCGCUCAAGAGGGAGACCUUCUGUGUGAGGCCCGGUGCAGGGCCCCGAGCUCUUCCCCAGGGCCCUUCCAUGCCCCAGAAAAAGGGCACCAGCCGACUGUUACUGCCCCGCGCCCCUCCUCUCCGCCGCGUCCCCGCUCUCCACCGCAAGGCCUUGGAGAAGGGCGCAGCUCCGCAGCCGUCUGGGGGGCGGCUGUCACCGAGUCCUUCUGCCACUGGUGAGACGCCUCCAAAAGGUCCGAAUGAGCCAGCGGCCAGUCCUCCCCGGGAGAGACCCCCAAAUGAGAAGGAGCCCCCCAGGGACCAGCGCUCAGGCGGGGAUGGCACCAGCUUGGGGCCGGGCAAGCGCUCACUGCCUGUCCCUCAAAAGCCGGGGCUGAGGAAGACCCUGUUGAAGCCACCUAGUUUCUCCAGGAAGCCAUUGGCCUUGGGGGCCGCACCCUCAGGGACCUGCGGGACACGUGUCUCCCACUCAGCUGCAGGCCAAAGCCAAGAGCCAAGGCCAGGCGAGCAGCCGGCUGCUGCCACGGACGAUGGCCGGCUCCCCGUGGCCCCUAGCAGAGCUGGCCCCAGCCUGGCCAGACAGCCUGUCUUUUCCCGGUUGUCCUGCCGACAGAGCCAGGGAGCCACCCAGCCCCCCGCCGAGCUCCCCAGGGCAUCCCGGCCUCCAGAGCCUGCAGCCCGGACACCGGCCUCCCGCCGAAGCCUGUCCUGGUCUUCUCGGGCGUCCUCGUCUGGGGGCGUUCGCAGGCGUGAGUCCUCGCUGGGGUCCAGGACAGGGGUGUCGGCACUGACCGAGCCCUUCAAGGUGCCCAGGAGCCCUGCCGCCGUAGCUGUUUCUCGGGGCUUCUCAUCCUUCCUGCCUCGCUGGGGGAAGCCAGUCCAAGGGACCCCCCUCCAUAGCACCCCUGCCCCGUGCGGCAUCACCAGGACCCUGAGUGCCUCCAGGCGCCUGUCGGCCUUGCCCACACCUGCCAGCCCCCGGCUCUCCAGCCUGCCCAGGACCACCCCCAGGACCUUGCCUAGGCCAGCCUCACCCCGGUGUGGGUCUACACAGCAGCUUUGUUCUGAGCCCCGGAGAAAAGGGCCCCCAAGGACGGGCCCAGCCUGGGACAGUGACAACCACACCACGUCCAGCGGCUCCAAAGCCUCCCCCGACGGCAGCUGCUGCACCCCCGUUGUGCUCCAAGCUCUCUGCUUCUCCCCAGAGCCGAGCAAGCAGAAGACCCCGGGGGAGGCACCGGAGAGGGAAGGGGAAGGGGUGCAGCCCAGUGGCCCCUCCACACCCUCCCCAUCAGAGGUGGGUCUUCUCGUGGACAUUGGACCUGACCAGUUGGUCGUGGCCCCCCAAGCCAAGCCCACCCUCGUCGAGGCCCCCCUCAUCGACUUCUGCAGCACCCCCGAGGCCAGCGUCGUGCCCGGGUCUGAGAGCCGGCCCCUCAUUGACCUCCUGGUCAACACUCCCGAGUGGCUCUGGAACUCAAGUGCGCUCAAGUGCAAGCCUAGUCACGAGGUGGUGCAGCUGAUCGAUCUGGCCUCACCUCUGAUCCAGCUGAGCCCCGAGGUGGACAAGGAGAACAUGGUCUCGCCUCUCCUCAAGUUCUGA